CUGCUCUGUCUGGCCUUCGAAGAGCUUCACACCACCACGUGAAUGCAUCUGGUUUUCUUGUCUAGAAAGGAGAGAUCACUCUCUUUGAAUCUUGACCUAAAAAGACUGUAACCUAUUUAAGGGUCUUGAAGACUGAAGAGCAAAGUCUCCUAGAUGGGCAAGAAGCGCAAAUCUUCAAGGAAACCGGAAGAGGAAGACAAGGGUAUGACGGUGGUCGCCGAAGAUCUUCCCGAUGAUGACCCGGUCGAUGAUGAGCCCCACCGUUGCAUCUCUCAAUGGUCGAUCUUUAGGGUGCCAGCGCAUAUUCGUCGGGUCGAUGAGAAGGCGUACAACCCUAGGGUUGUCUCGAUCGGACCGUUCCAUCGGGACCGGCCCGGCUUGAGAGCCAUGGAAGCUCAGAAGGUGAGGUUCUACGAGCGCCUCAUGACGCGGAUGGCUUACGAAGACCGCGACGUGGGCAUCAAGAAGGCGAUGAGGAAAUUGGAGCCUGACGCGAGGAGGUGUUACUCGGAGGAGUUUGGGGACAUUAGCACCGACGAAUUUGUCGAGAUGAUGGCUCUCGAUGGUUGCUUCGUUGUGGAACUCAUGAGGCUUUACCAUGAGAACAAUCGGGACGAAGAGGGACAGUUUGUGGAAGAACCAAUAUUUGCAACGAGAUGGAUGGUGCCCAACAUCACCAGAGAUCUUCUCAUGCUCGAGAACCAAUUGCCGAUGUUCGUGCUGCAAGAGAUCUACAACCUCACCACGUUCGACCAGAACGCGGCGUCUCUAAACAAGAUCGCCCUCCUAUUCAUGGAGCCUCUGAGUCCGCAGAAGGGACAAUACUCCGACCUAAAACUUGACGACAAGGGCGAGCAUCACCAUCUCCUCGCCCUAUUCCACUCCAGCUUCAUCCCUUCCGACAUCGGUCCUCUGCGUAUUGAACAACGAGGCGCUCGAUGGAACAGGCGAGACAAUUUCCCGGGGAAGCUGUGGGUCCACGAGGCGAAAAGGCUACGGAGAGCUGGCAUCCGGUUCAAGUACAACCCCGGUAACCUCCUCAACAUAGAGUUUGCGAAUCGAGAGCUCAAGAUACCGACCCUAUUCAUCGACGAGUGGACGGGGCCGCUCCUGAGGAACUUGCUGGCUUACGAGCAGUGCAACUCGUUCGCCCUGCCGUAUAUCACAUGCUACGCGAUCUUCCUCACCAGCAUCAUCGAGACCCUGGACGACAUGGCGAUCCUGCAAGACGCAGGGAUUAUAUACCAAUCGGUGGACUAUGACGAAGAGGUGGUGGACCUCAUCAAUAGCCUCACCAAGGAGCUCGUGUUUGAUAUGCACGACAUGAGCGAUUGCUUCAUCACCCAGCAAAUCGAGGACAUCAACAAUUUCUGCAAAUCUUGGCAGAGCAAGUGCAUCUUUCAGCUCUCUCGUUUUGAAAAUAUCUUGUCAUUUAUUUUACCAUUCAGAUAGUUGUAAUAUCUUUUUAUAUUAUGCUAUUCACAUUCUAACCUUAUUUUGUAACACCAUUGAUCAUUCUUUUUUAUACUAAUUGGAUAUCCAUGUUUUGCUCAUGCAA
Messenger RNA from Rhodamnia argentea, 1558 nucleotides. RefSeq names its product UPF0481 protein At3g47200-like. Lineage: Eukaryota; Viridiplantae; Streptophyta; Magnoliopsida; Myrtales; Myrtaceae. The record is from RefSeq and is a predicted model, not a curated record. The transcript has 2 exons. The coding region runs from base 154 to 1452 and encodes 432 amino acids.